Molecule: messenger RNA, 393 nt
Organism: Pseudogymnoascus destructans
Lineage: Eukaryota; Fungi; Ascomycota; Leotiomycetes; Thelebolales; Thelebolaceae
Exons: 1
Coding region: 1-393 (130 amino acids)
Source: RefSeq, a predicted model, not a curated record
AUGUCCUAUUCCACGAAGAAGUCCCUCGCAUAUGCAUGCAGGUCUCGCCAAGUUCAUAGAGAGGUUGAGGCUAUGGAAUUUGUUCGCCAACGUACAUCUAUCCCCUCCGUUUUUGAAAUUUAUGUCAACGAGAACGAUGCGAGUCCAAGCAGCUGGUUCUCUAUGAGCGCGAUUUCUGGAAGUCCUCUCACGGAUGCUUGGCCCAGCAUGAACGACGAAGCACGCAGAGCGACCCAGGCGGAUCUUCGCAGCUACCUCCACGAACUACGGACCGUGCCUUCUCCGACGCCAGCAUACAUUGGGUCUUGUAGUGGUGGUUCAGCAUACGAUCAUCGCCUCAACAGGGUUAUUGAAAGGCCGUGGCCUAGAACUCGCCUAUUCGCGCCGAGAUAA